Messenger RNA from Aethalodelphis obliquidens (Pacific white-sided dolphin), 5203 nucleotides. It is a transcript of the gene GRHL2, whose product is annotated as grainyhead like transcription factor 2. The record is from RefSeq and is a predicted model, not a curated record. Gene Ontology annotation, cellular component: nucleus. The coding region runs from base 324 to 2312 and encodes 662 amino acids. Gene Ontology annotation, molecular function: DNA-binding transcription activator activity, RNA polymerase II-specific; RNA polymerase II cis-regulatory region sequence-specific DNA binding. Lineage: Eukaryota; Metazoa; Chordata; Mammalia; Artiodactyla; Delphinidae. Gene Ontology annotation, biological process: regulation of transcription by RNA polymerase II; brain development; neural tube development. The transcript is spliced from 17 exons.
UUACCUGUGGCCGCCCAAGUCCGCCACUUUGUGCUCUGUGGCUGCCCACUGCCACGAUCCGGGAGGACUCCGCGCCGCCCGGCCGCCUCCGAGCUCGGGCCCCAUGUGAGGGGGCCCCCCCUUAUCCCACCUUUCCGGCUAGGUGAGGGCGCGAGCGGGCGAGCGAGCGAGAUUGGUGAGGGGGGACGGAAAAGCAGAAUUACCUGUAGCUCUUGUUCUGCCAUCUCGGGCUCUCACACACCUUCACCUGCACAGACUUGAAAGUCCAGUUUCACCAGAGGCUGAGGCUCCAGGAAAAGGGGAGCGAGUUCAUUGGAUCAAACAUGUCACAAGAGUCGGACAAUAAUAAACGACUGGUGGCCUUAGUGCCCAUGCCCAGUGACCCUCCAUUUAAUACCCGAAGAGCCUACACCAGUGAGGAUGAAGCCUGGAAGUCGUAUUUGGAGAACCCCCUGACGGCGGCCACCAAGGCGAUGAUGAGUAUCAACGGUGAUGAGGACAGUGCUGCCGCCCUUGGCCUGCUGUAUGACUAUUACAAGGUUCCUCGAGACAAGAGGCUGCUGUCUGUAAGCAAAGCAAGUGACAGCCAAGAAGACCAGGAUAAAAGAAACUGUCUUGGCACCAGUGGAGCCCAGAGUAGUUUGAGUGGAGGAGAAAACCGAGUGCAGGUCCUAAAGACUGUUCCAGUGAACCUUUCCCUAAAUCAAGACCACCUGGAGAAUUCAAAACGGGAACAGUAUAGCACGAACGUCUCUGAGAGCCCAGCCGUCAUCCCCAUGGCGGGAAUCACAGUGGUGAAGGCCGAAGAUUUCACACCGGUUUUCACGGCCCCACCUGUGCACUAUCCCCGGGGAGAUGGUGAAGAGCAACGCGUGGUUAUCUUUGAACAGACUCAGUAUGGUGUGCCGUCCGUGGCCAGCCAUAGCACCUACCUCAAGGAUGAUCAGCGCAGCACCCCGGACAGUACUUACAGCGAGAGCUUCAAAGACGGAAACACAGAGAAAUUCCGGAGUGCUUCAGUUGGGGCUGAGGAGUACAUGUACGACCAGACAUCAAGUGGCACAUUUCAGUACACCCUGGAAGCCACCAAAUCUCUCCGUCAGAAGCAGGGGGAGGGCCCCAUGACCUACCUCAACAAGGGACAGUUCUAUGCCAUCACGCUCAGCGAGACGGGGGACAACAAGUGCUUCCGACACCCCAUCAGCAAAGUCAGGAGCGUGGUAAUGGUGGUCUUCAGUGAAGACAAAAACCGGGACGAGCAGCUGAAAUACUGGAAGUACUGGCACUCUCGACAGCACACGGCCAAGCAGAGGGUCCUCGACAUCGCUGAUUACAAGGAGAGCUUUAAUACGAUUGGCAACAUUGAAGAGAUUGCGUAUAACGCUGUCUCCUUCACCUGGGACGUGAAUGAAGAAGCUAAGGAAGCACAGCAUGAAAAAAUUCGAAGCAAGGAUGACAGUUAUUAUUCGAGAAAAUGGAGGUUGCAGAAGGUACACAGUGGCUCCCUGCUUUACGUUUGCAACUUAAGAAAUACAAUUUUCAUCACUGUGAAUUGCCUGAGUACAGAUUUCUCCUCCCAAAAAGGAGUGAAAGGACUUCCUUUGAUGAUUCAGAUUGAUACAUACAGUUAUAAUAAUCGUAGCAAUAAACCCAUUCAUAGAGCUUAUUGCCAGAUCAAGGUCUUCUGCGACAAAGGAGCAGAAAGAAAAAUCCGAGACGAAGAGAGGAAGCAGAACAGGAAGAAGGGGAAAGGCCAGGCCUCCCAAACCCAGUGCAACAACUCCUCUGAUGGGAAGUUGGCGGCGAUACCGUUACAGAAGAAGAGCGACAUCACCUACUUCAAGACGAUGCCUGAUCUGCACUCCCAGCCCGUCCUCUUCAUACCCGAUGUUCACUUUGCAAACCUGCAGAGGACAGGACAGGUGUAUUACAACACGGAUGAUGAACGAGAAGGCAGUGUCCUUGUGAAACGGAUGUUCAGGCCCAUGGAAGAGGAGUUUGGUCCAGCACCUUCUAAGCAGAUGAAGGAAGAAGGGAUGAAGCGAGUGCUUUUGUACGUGAGGAAGGAGACAGACGAUGUGUUUGACGCCUUGAUGUUGAAAUCCCCCACCGUGAGGGGCCUGAUGGAAGCGAUAUCUGAGAAAUACGGGCUGCCCGUGGAAAAGAUAACAAAGCUUUACAAGAAAAGCAAAAAAGGCAUCCUGGUGAACAUGGACGACAACAUCAUCGAGCACUACUCGAAUGAGGACACCUUCAUCCUCAACAUGGAGAGCACGGUGGAGGGCUUCAAGAUCACGCUCAUGGAGAUCUGAGCCCUGCUCCGGGCAGCAGCCCUCAGGGCCUUUCUCCCCGGGGCAGCCGGAAGCCCGGGCCCUGCAGACCCACCCAGCCCAUCUCACAACUGCUGUUACACGACCGACCGCGCUGGGGAGCGGGCCGAGGCCCGAAGCCCCGUGUUUGUUUGGUCCGCCCGCCGGCUCCUGCCAUGGAGCCGCAGCCCAAGCACCUCGGGAAAGGGUCUUGCGCCUGUUGGAUCCUUAUUUAUUGUCCACCUUUCUCUGGAGCCCAGGGCCCAGGCCCGCCAGGGCUCUGCAGGUCACUGCUGGCUCCAGGGGCCACCGUCCAGAGCCCUCCCCUUCAAUCCAUUCAUCCCGAAGGGCCUGAGGAUGCUCGCCCCUGCUGUCUCACCUCCUUACGUCUCCUGAGUGGACGGACAGAACGAGCCAUUUCCUUCAUCAGAGGUCGGGGGAGAGGCGGACGCCCCUUCCUGGUGAGAAACCUUCAGGCUGCUCGGGGACGGUCAUCUCGCCGAUACCCCCAGGGGUUCCCGGUGAGUGGCCAGCAGGCCGUGUACAGGAAGACAUUCAGCCACUGUGUAAUUAGUAAGUAACCUAGAAGGUGUGCCUGGCUACCCGUGUACAUAGUGUUUAUAAUAUGGCAAUAAUAUAUUCUACCUGUGCUAUGUGGGCAUGUUUACUGCCACUGGCCGGGGGAGGCACAUACCUGGAGACCCUGCUUUCUCCAAGAGGCUUCUUCGGGGUGUCAGGUGACUGCGGUGGGCGCCGAGACAGCUACUCCCGUGGGCACGCGCGGGGCCUCGGUCCCUGUCCGCAGAGGGCGCCCUGUUCCCUUUCCACGGGCACUGCUCGCCCCGGAGGCCACUGAGUUUAUCUCACGGCGAUGCGCUUUGCCUGGCCCUCCCUCUGAGCUGUCUCGUGGCAAAGGUGAGAUUGUCUGAGGCCCCAGCUCCUCCUGCUUUGGUGUCGGCACCGCCUGAACUUUCUGGAGAGACCGCAGCGGGGUUGCCACUAGGGCCCCGUCUCUUGGGCCCGCUGCAGAACUCCUUGGCUAUCGUGAGGAUCCUGGCCACUGCGAGUGCCUCGCAGUUUACAAGCACGUCCUUCAUCACAAGCGGGCCCCUUAAAGCCCAACUGCGGUCCCGAGAGCGAGGCUGACAGUUCAGCUCUGGGUCUCCAGGCCACGGCUGCCUCCCGGGGCUCAGCCGGCACGGGAGAGGCCGGCUCCGCCGCCUCUGCUCCCGGAUGCUGGAUGUGGAGGGAGCAAGCGAGGAUGCCCCGAGAACCCUGGCUCUUCGGAAAGCAGCGUCCAGAGGAAGACGGAGAGGCGGUUUGCCCUUCUGCUGGCUGCCCUAGCAGAUGAAAAGAAACGCUUCCCCAAGCGAUCACGAUGUCAUGGACCGGCCAGGCCACAGCUCUCCUUGAGGGGACAGGAACGUGGUCUAGGGGUCUGUGUUCACCUUUGUGGGUUGAAGCGCUAGCUUUCUACUAGCGAGCACACCCUCCACCCAAGGUCCCAGGUCUAGGACAGGUUCACUGUAAGGACCCAUUUGUUGGUAAAGCACUUUGAUGUCUUACCUGGGGGCUUUCUCUUCAAGGGCUCCCUGCCCUCCCACCCCAUUGCCCCUGAGGCCCAGAGCUGGACGGAAGGGCUGCCUCCAGUCCAGCUGUUUGUCCUGGAGGCUGCAGAGGACUUGAAUGGAAUGGUGGGCAGGUGCAGAGCCUAGGAAGAUCUCUGGGUGUGGUGAGCAGGCACCUUUCCGUGUCUUCUGGACACAUCACCCCUCUCCGUGGUGCCAAAGGUUACAUCCUGGAUUCACCUCUGCUCCCGUCUGUCGCCGCCUCCUCCACUCUGUGACUGCCAUGCCCUGGACCGGCAUCUUGGGGACCCUCCUGGGUACUAAUGGGGCUCACUGUUGGGAGUGCAUGAGGUACAGUGCGCCUCCCAUGCUCCUUGCCUGAGGGCUGGUUCCAGACGUGAUCGGCAGAUGUAAUGGCGAAUACUCCUGGGCCGGGGCACAGCACUCCAGAAUAGGAAAAAGAGAAAAUCUUUGGCAAUCUGACACGGGUUACCAAGCCUUCUCUCUCCAGCCUCUGUGGAAAAAAAUGUUGGCUAAUCCUGCCCUAGGCAGAAGAUAAAUCAAAGAGGCUUUUGCCUUUGUCCCAGGUCCCUGGGCAAUGAUCGCGGUGACCACUGCCAGAACAAAGCCUAUGAGGUCAGUGCCAGCAAAGGGUGGUGCAGAGUGUCCUCUCAUUUGAUCUGUCCCCAUCUUACCGUGUCCCCUCUGCGUCCUUGGUGUGCCCAUGGCUUAGCUUCGAUGUGGCCUUCACUAUGUAUAUGAGCAGAGCUUUGAUGAGCAAAAUUGUCCAAGAAACACACUCCAGAGAGAUAGGAAAACUUGCCUCCUCUUCUUUUUUUGUCCCUUGAUAAAUAAGCUUUAAAGAAAAAAUUCACGUAAGACGAGGGACAUGUGAAACAAGUGUUUUUCUUAUACUUACCCAAAUUGCUUAGACUUUAUGGGUGUUUAGGAAUUGGGUCCAACAGAAAAAUGCAGUCGGGUAUCAUCUUGGAAUUGGAUCCUAAAAGACUAAGGCACGUCCCUGCCCAGAAACUUAAGAAGCAUGAACUGAAUCAAACAUUUAUUUUCCUUCUUAUUUAAAAUUACGCAAAUGCAACAGAAGCAGAGGGCUUGUGCCAAAUUCUAAAAACAGCCCUUUCUUAAAGACAAGCAAGGAAGACUGCUAGAUGGACAAUUUGCUCUCGUGUUUAAAAAAAAAAAAAAAAGGCAAAUGUAACUUAAUAGUUUUGUAAAUGGGAGAGGGGGAAUCUAUAAACUAUAAAUACAGUUAUUUUAUUUUUUGUACAUUUUUAAGAAGAAAAAAAUAAAUAUUCCUAACAACUCAAA